Drosophila busckii is the source of this 2952-nucleotide messenger RNA. It is a transcript of the gene ebi, whose product is annotated as F-box-like/WD repeat-containing protein ebi. The coding region runs from base 271 to 2394 and encodes 707 amino acids. Gene Ontology annotation, molecular function: protein binding; transcription corepressor activity. Gene Ontology annotation, cellular component: histone deacetylase complex. The transcript has 3 exons. Gene Ontology annotation, biological process: regulation of transcription by RNA polymerase II. The record is from RefSeq and is a predicted model, not a curated record. NCBI's taxonomy places the organism in Eukaryota, Metazoa, Arthropoda, Insecta, Diptera, Drosophilidae.
ACACUAGUUCCGCCAUUUUAGCGUUGCAUAUGCCGUGUCCGUAGACGAUUUAUAAAUUCGUGAAUUUUGCCAGCAAUAUAAAAUGCAAACACAUUGAGUGUGCGAACAAUUGCCGCUUGAUCUACUGCCAAGAGGUUUCGUGUGUUUUCUUACAGCUCUGGCAACGUAGUCAGCCUAAAGUUGUCAAGGGAGUUUUUGCGAGGAAUCAAUAGGAAGAAAAAACAAAAACAACGCGAGGAGCAGCCGCAGCCAAGGGAGUGGCGCGUCAACAUGAGUUUCUCCAGCGACGAGGUCAACUUUUUAGUUUUCCGAUAUCUACAAGAGUCAGGUUUUAAGCACUCUGCCUAUGUGUUUGGCAUUGAAUCGCACAUCUCGCAAAGCAAUAUCAAUGGCGCCUUAGUACCGCCUGCUGCAUUAUUAACCAUACUGCAGAAGGGUUUGUUGUAUACUGAAGUUGAGUGGAGCGUGACCGAAGAUGGCGAGGUAGCGCGUCCCAUUGAAGGUCUAAGUCUGAUAGAUGCGGUAAUGCCAGAGGCUAAGCCGCCCAAGCCCACAAUUAAAACGGAGCCAGGAAAGCCUGGUGGUGAUACCAAUGCGACAGGAGCUGGCAAUACCAACAGCAAUGUUAAAACGGAAAUUAAAAUAGAGCCGGGCACAGGUAAUGCAGUAGCAGCAGGCAAUGCUGCCAAAAACUCCACCACAAAUACCGGAACCAGCACGCCCACAAACAGUGGCGGGGAAUCCAGUGAAGUGGAUUCCAGUGGCAAUGGAAGCUCCAAUGCCAGCGUUACGGUCGGCGGCAUUACUAAUGCAACCGGCUCAGUUGCAAAUGCAACCAGCAACGCUACUGCGACGGCGGGAGCAGCAAACAGCGGAAAUGCAGACACAGCAAGUGGAGUUAACGCCAACACAGGCGCAGCGAAAAAGAGCGAAGUCGGCAAUGCCACCAGCACAGGCAAUACAAAUGCCAGCAGCACAGACGAUGCCGCCUCAUCUACAUCCACCAAUGGCAAUAGCAACUCAAGCAGCGUAGAGCAGUCCACGCCCGCUGUCCCUCCAAGCUCUGCGGAUGUUACAGCAGCAGCAGCAGCGCCUACAGCAGCCAAGGCUACAACGGGCGCUACCGGUGGUAAUGGAGCGCCACGCGUGGGCGCCAACAAUGUGCAGUCUACGUGUCCUGCGGCAGCACAAAGUGCUGUGGCCAGCAGCACCACCUCCAGUAGUGGAGGCGUUGGCAGCAACGCUGGCAGCGGCACACCUGGCAGCACCAGUGGUGCCGGCAGUGUCGAGGCCAUGGAAAUUGAUCAAAGCAUAGAGAUACCCGAGAGCAAGGCGCGAGUUCUGCGUGGACACGAGAGUGAAGUGUUCAUCUGUGCCUGGAACCCCAGUAGGGAUCUUUUGGCCAGUGGCUCUGGCGAUAGUACAGCACGCAUUUGGGAUAUGUCGGAUGCAAAUGCGAAUUCCAAUCAGCUUGUGUUGCGGCACUGCAUACAAAAAGGUGGCGCCGAAGUGCCCAGCAACAAGGAUGUCACAUCGCUGGACUGGAAUUGCGACGGCUCCUUGUUGGCCACUGGCAGUUACGAUGGUUAUGCGCGUAUUUGGAAGACAGACGGCAGAUUGGCUUCCACGCUGGGUCAGCACAAAGGUCCCAUAUUUGCGCUGAAGUGGAACAAGAGCGGCAAUUAUAUACUCUCAGCGGGCGUGGAUAAAACCACCAUUAUAUGGGAUGCGUCGACGGGUCAGUGUACGCAACAGUUUGCAUUUCAUAGUGCGCCCGCGUUGGAUGUGGAUUGGCAGUCGAAUCAAUCGUUUGCCAGCUGCAGCACAGAUCAGCGCAUACAUGUGUGUCGUCUGGGCAUGAAUGAGCCCAUUAAGACGUUUCGCGGGCAUACAAACGAGGUGAACGCCAUUAAAUGGUGUCCCCAAGGCAUGUUGCUGGCCUCCUGCUCAGAUGAUAUGACACUGAAGAUCUGGAGCAUGUCGCGAGACCGUUGCUGUCAUGAUCUGCAGGCGCAUUCCAAGGAGAUAUAUACGAUAAAAUGGUCACCCACUGGUCCAGGCACCAACAAUCCCAAUACAAAUUUGAUACUUGCCUCGGCGUCGUUCGAUUCCACAGUGCGACUGUGGGAUGUGGAACGAGGCAGCUGCAUUCACACAUUAACCAAGCAUACGGAACCAGUUUAUUCCGUUGCCUUCAGUCCGGAUGGCAAGCAUCUGGCCUCGGGCAGCUUUGACAAGUGUGUGCAUAUCUGGAGCACUCAGACGGGACAGCUGGUGCAUAGCUAUAAGGGCACCGGUGGCAUCUUUGAGGUUUGCUGGAACUCUAAGGGCACCAAGGUGGGCGCCAGUGCUUCCGACGGCAGCGUUUUUGUCUUGGAUCUGAGGAAGUUCUGAUCGACGGUGGAACCCGCUACUCCGAUCAGCAACAACAACCAGCAGCAGCAGCAACUUUUAGGUUAUGUUUAUUAAUUAAACGCUUUCGCUUUAUGUUUAACAGUCCCUCCUCCCCUUAAUCCUCUUUUUGUCAAGCGCUGAACUCUUGGCGUUCCGCUUGCUCUCUUAGCCUUAAGCUCCAAAUGUUUCUAAGCAUACAUUUUUUAUAUACAAACCGUAACUUUUUGCAUUUUGUUUGUCGUUCCGUAAAGUUUACACAACGCUAGUUUAAUUGUUAAGACCCCUCACCCCUCCUUCCAUCAUUGAGCAUAUGUACAAAAUGCAUGGAAGAGUUAGUCGCCAGGAUUGGAAGCGCUAUCCCACAUACGUUAAAUAACCGUCACCGCAUACAUUCAAUACAGUGUAACUGCCACCUCCUCAGCCCCCAAAAUCUAGUGUGUAAUAAUCCCCCAAUAUUGAUAAUGAUAAUGGAUUGCGACAGAUAAGCUAUAAAAAUUAAAGAUAUAAAGAUAUAUAUAAAGUUCAUAGAGUUGUGCUGUUUUGAUAUGUCUUAAGAAA